This is a messenger RNA of Gastrolobium bilobum, 441 nucleotides long. RefSeq names its product heavy metal-associated isoprenylated plant protein 22-like. The record is from RefSeq and is a predicted model, not a curated record. Lineage: Eukaryota; Viridiplantae; Streptophyta; Magnoliopsida; Fabales; Fabaceae. Bases 1 to 441 code for a protein of 146 amino acids. Gene Ontology annotation, molecular function: metal ion binding. The transcript has 3 exons.
AUGGGGUUUCUUGAUCAUCUUCCUCAAUGUUUCACUGCUUCAUCACCAAAGAAGAAAUUUAUGCCCAAGCAGACAGUUGAUAUCUGGGUGAAAAUGGACUGUGAAGGUUGUGCAAGAAAAGUUAAAAAGGCAGUGGAAGACUUGGAAGGGGUAGAAUCAGUAGAGGUAAACCAAAAGCAACAGAGGGUAACAGUGACUGGUUACAUAGAUCCAAAUGAGGUACUGGAAGAAGUUCAGAACACAGGAAAGACAGCAGACAUUUGGUCCUUUGAUCCGUACAACUCAGUGACAUAUCCUUAUGUAGAUGGGGCUUAUGACAUCGAAGCACCAAUUGGUUUCGUCAGGAAUGUUCCUCAAGCAAUGGAAGACCCUAAGUCUCCAGAGAUGAAACUUAUGGUGCUCUUUAAUGAUGAUAACCCAAAUGCAUGUUCAAUCAUGUAA